This is a messenger RNA of Drosophila kikkawai, 1502 nucleotides long. Its product is annotated as glutathione S-transferase D4-like. Gene Ontology annotation, biological process: glutathione metabolic process. Gene Ontology annotation, molecular function: glutathione transferase activity. Lineage: Eukaryota; Metazoa; Arthropoda; Insecta; Diptera; Drosophilidae. The record is from RefSeq and is a predicted model, not a curated record.
UCUCGAGCAGCAAGCACGGCGCGACUUUGGUUCCCAAAAUGGAUUUAUAUUACGCGCCCUACGUCAGUGCCUGCCGCAACGUCCUUAUGGUGGCCAAAGCACUGGGCCUAGAGCUGAACAAGACGGUGAUCAGCACGAGGAAGGGAGAGCAGAUGAGCCCGGAAUUCAUCAAGAUCAACCCCCAGCAUUCUAUUCCCACACUGGUGGACAAUGGCUUUACUAUUUGGGAGUCGCGUGCCAUCGCCAUUUACCUGGUUGAGAAGUACGGCAAGGACGACUCCCUCUACCCAAAGGAUCCCCAGAAGCAGGCGGUGAUUAAUCAGAGGCUGUACUUCGACCACGCCUCUAUGUAUGGCUCCUUGGCUGGUUACUACUUCAAAAUCUAUGUCACUGGUCAGUUGGGCUCCGAGGAGGACUUUAAGAAGGUACAGGACACCUUUGGUUUCCUCAACACCUUCCUCGAGGGUCAAGAAUACUUUGCCGGGGAUCACCUCACCUUAGCCGACAUCGCCAUCCUCUCGAAUGUGACCAACUUCGAUGUCCUGGGCUUCGACAUUAGCCAGUAUCCGAACGUGGCCAAGUGGUAUGCGAAUGCCAAGAAGGUGACUCCAGGCUGGGAGGAGAACUGGGAAGGCGCUCUGGACUUGAAAAGCGAGCAACACAGAGUAAUCCCAAUUCCCGAUAUGGAUUUCUACUAUUCUCCUCGUGGCAGUGGAUGCCGCACGGUUAUCAUGGUGGCCAAGGCCCUUGGGCUUGAGCUGAACAAGAAGAUCGUGAAGAUCACCGAAGGGGACAACCGAAAGCCAGAAUUCUUGAAACUGAAUCCCCAACACACCAUUCCCACUCUGGUGGAUAAUGGAUUUGCCAUCUGGGAGUCACGUGCCAUCGCCGUCUAUCUAGUGGAGAAGUAACAUUCUGACUCUCUCUUCCCCAAGGAUCCCCAGACGCGGGCAGUGAUCAAUCAACGCCUAUAUUUCGAUAUGGGCACCCUUCACGACUCCUUUAUGAAGUACUAUUACCCCUUCGUCCGAACUGGCAAGCUCGGUCCCGCCGAAAACUUCAAGAAGAUCGAGACCGCCUUCGAGUUCCUAAACACCUUCCUGGAGGGACAGGACUAUGUAGCGGGCAACCAAUUCACCGUGGCCGACAUCGCCAUUCUGUCCAGUGUCUCCACCUUUGAAGUUGUCGAGUUUGACAUUAGCAAAUACCCGAAUGUGGCCAGGUGGUACGCCAAUGCGAAGAAGACAACUCCGGGGUGGGACGAGAACUGGGAGGGUCUUCUGCAGAUGAAGGCUAUGAUUGAGGCCCGAAAGGCCGAAGCAAAGUAGAAGAUAUUUAAAUAAUGUAUUUAACUUGUUAGCAAUGUAUGUAUUUGUUCUUUUAAUAUAUUAAACUAAGAGUUUAGAGAAACUUAACUAUCGUAAAAAACUAUUUAUUCAGAAUGUAUACGCCUAAAUAAAAAAAAAAAACACAACAAAUAUACGAACCACGAUGACAAACAA